This is a messenger RNA of Humulus lupulus (European hop), 1299 nucleotides long. RefSeq lists its product as uncharacterized. The record is from RefSeq and is a predicted model, not a curated record. The transcript has 3 exons. NCBI's taxonomy places the organism in Eukaryota, Viridiplantae, Streptophyta, Magnoliopsida, Rosales, Cannabaceae. Bases 1 to 1299 code for a protein of 432 amino acids.
AUGCCUUCUGGAGAAGCAUUCGACUUGUACAGCAACCCCAAUGCCACAAAUUUUGUGAGCAUGAGGAAAGAAAGCAGGCGACACCCUAGGGAAAGCAGUAGUGACCCCUCCAUGAAAAGGGCUCGGAUCGAGGAUCCUCCUGCACCACAACCUUCCAAGGAUACGACUCCUCCUCCGGCUCCUGUAGACCCGACUCCUCCAGCUCCCGUAGACCCGACUCCUCUAGCUCCUUGCAACCUAAGUCCUCCUGCUCAGCCAGGAAAGACUUGGACCGAAGCUAUCUUGAGCAUAGCAUACAACUCGGCUAACGACAAACUGAAGAAAUUGUCGAGACACCGGCGUAGGCAGGAAACCUUCAGCAACGUCUCUACCAUGAAGGUCGACCAAAUUUUCAGCCGCACGCUGAAUGAAGUACUCAGUGGAGUUUUGACCAUGAGUACUGGUUGGCGUUGCUUGGAGGAGAUGGUUGCCAAUCAUGCUGAAGAGAUUAAGACUGUCGAGGAAAGACUUGUCGAGCAACUCAAGGCGGCCGAGGCCAGACACGCUGAGCAGCUCAAGGCGGUCGAGGCCAAUCAUACUGAGCAGCUAAGAGCGGCUGAGGAGAAAAAUUCCAAACUGGGCGAGGAGCUAAAGAACCACAAGGAGGCCUUGGUCAAAGUCACUAAGGCCAAAGAGAGGUAUAAGGAGGCUUCAGUGAUUGUUGACGAGCAUUUCGCCAUGCCUGAAGUUGUUGGGUCGAAGGCGGAUGCAUUCCUCAAGGCUAACCCUGCCGAGAAAAUGGCUACAUACCUAUUCACCGUGGACAAACUUAACUUUCACAAGCUGUCCCCGGUUUCGGAUCCCGGGUUGUUGUGGAGUAUUCUUGGAUCAAAGAAGAAGAAGGCUGCUUCGGCUGAACAUCGCUCGGACGAGGGUGAGGCUGAACGUGUGCCAGAGGGGGUCUCCCUUGGACAUGGGCAACCCCACCAACCGUCUUCGUCUCCCGUGGGAUGCCCUCCUUUAGCCCCUACAGACCCUGACAUGGCCUCCCACUCCCAGGAUCAACAUGCCAUGCCAGGGUAUUUCAUCUGUCCUUAUUCUGAGGACUUUGAUGCUUUUCCUCAAGCUUCCCUUGACCCUGGUCCAUCGAGGGGUCACUUUUCUGAUCUUCCUGUGCCCCCUCCUAGUCCAUCGGGAGCUCAUUUUUCCGAUCCUCCUGCGCCCCCUCCUCCUUCGACGAGCGGGUCGUCUGUCCUUACUCAACCAAGCGCCAUUGGCUCAGAAGGGGCGCCUUGGGUGGGCCGCAUGGCGGCCUCUUAA